CAACGGAUUUCUAUUUUCAAUCACGAUCGAUAUAGUUGCUUGGUGAGCGACUUCUUAUCAUUCAUGUUAAUAGUAUUUGGCGUUUCAAUUCGACAUACAUAAAGAAUUAAAACAAGAGAAUAUAUAAUGGAGGCACCGAUGGUAUCCAUUGAACGGAGUUCAUCGAUUGAAAGGGAACCCAGAACUCUCAGCAUCGACCAACUUGAAUCCGCAAGGAAUUUAGCGAUGUACAUAUUGAAUACAAAGCCUAUAGAAGAAGCUUCCAGAAUUUUCACAGAGGGUCUACAGCCGGUGGUUAGUGCAGCUUGCCGUAUGGGAUAUACGGGGAUGGAUAUGGAUCCUGCCCAAGAAUUGCAAAAUAUGAGAGAUGAUGACCCUGCUGCACAUGAUGCUUUCAGGGACAUAGCAUCUGCACCUUUCUAGAACGUAUAUCAAAUAACAAUAUGACUCUCUUCAGUUACGUAUUGUUGCUGCUGAUGAGAGAUCUUCAAUGUAGUCUUUGUAAAUAUUUGUCAACAUGGGAUGAAAUUUUGGGUUUUGGUCUUCUAUAAUUUUUAUGGUGUCGCUGGAUUAUUCGUUGUUUUUUCACGGAUGCUUUCAAUUUUAUUUUAUUUUAUUUUAUUUCAAAAAUUUGAUGAGAAUAGUGUUGGUUUUGUAACAAUUAAAUCAUGAU
Arachis duranensis is the source of this 673-nucleotide messenger RNA. RefSeq lists its product as uncharacterized. The record is from RefSeq and is a predicted model, not a curated record. Lineage: Eukaryota; Viridiplantae; Streptophyta; Magnoliopsida; Fabales; Fabaceae. The transcript is spliced from 3 exons. The coding region runs from base 127 to 423 and encodes 98 amino acids.